Messenger RNA from Trematosphaeria pertusa, 1308 nucleotides. RefSeq names its product Rtt106-domain-containing protein. The coding region runs from base 1 to 1308 and encodes 435 amino acids. Gene Ontology annotation, molecular function: nucleosome binding; histone binding. The record is from RefSeq and is a predicted model, not a curated record. Lineage: Eukaryota; Fungi; Ascomycota; Dothideomycetes; Pleosporales; Trematosphaeriaceae. The transcript has 4 exons.
AUGGCCGGCGCCUAUCCCCAGGAAAUCCAAGUCGCAUUCGGCGGCAACCAUGUAUUGCGCAAGCGCGUGCAUGAGGCCAUCGACCAGAACCCCACCCAGAGCACGCUCUUUCGCGAUAUCUCGAUUUACAUGCUGCACCGGACGUCGCAGUCGCCAAGCGAGCCCGCAGCGAAGAAGCGAAAGCUUGACGACAGCAACGGAGCGCAGAAUGGGCUUGUGGCGUCGGCUGGGCUGGCCAGCGCUGCCGUGAAUGCGUGGCGGUCAUAUCCCGGCGUCAGCUUCUCGAUCCCGCAACGGAAGAAAUACACGCUCGAGCUUGUGGACGACAAGCGCCAUGGCGGCAUACGGGCUGUGGGCGCUGACGGCAGUGUGGAAUUCGGCAUCCCUUGGAAGCAGGUCGAGCAGGUCUUCUGCCUCCCCGUCCCCGAGAAAGCGAAGCGACAGCACAACUUCGUCGUCCUCCCUGUCCACGGUGACGGCGUGAACCCAGUCCCCGACCAUGCCAAGAACUCGCCCCCCGAGCCUAUAGUAUGGACAUUCGAAGAGGCGACAGGCAAGAACAUUGUGGAAGGCGAAGACCCCGGUCCUGGGCCAAUGGCUGAAGCUAUCCACCAUUGCUUGAUACAGGCGGGCACCGCGAAGACAGUUAUAUUCCCGGAUCCUGAGCAAUUUGAAAGCGCAAUCCCGCAGAGUCACCGCAAGGGCGAAAAGGGAUACCACGUCAAGGCGCAUAGGGGAAGCAAGGAGGGAUACCUCUUCUUCACCUCCGUGGGCAUCGUAUACGGCUUCAAGAAACCUCUAGCUUUCUUCGACUUCGCCUCUAUAAACUCCAUAUCCUACACCGCCGUUCUCCGCAACACCUUCAAUCUCGUCAUCACCACACCGACCGCAGAGAUCGAAUUUGGAAUGCUCGACCAGGCGGACUACAGCGGGAUCAACGAAUAUGUGCAGAAGCACGGGUUACAAGAUGCUAGUCUGGCGGCCACAAGGAGGGCUAAGAAGCUCAACGUCAACCCGCCUGCUGAGAAAGAGAAUGGAACGAGUGGUGCUGCUGCUGCCGAGGAGGGGGAUGGCGAGACAGAGCUGCAGAAGGCGGAGAGGAUGUUGCAAGAUCAAGAGGAUGAUGAAGAAGAGGACUACAAUCCUGGCAGCGAAGGCGAGAGCGACGGCAGCGGGGAGGAUAGUGAGGAUGAAGAAGGUAAUGGAGGCGACGAAGAGGGCGAGGGUGGAGAGUAUGAGGAGGGAUACGAGGAGGGUUAUGAUGAAGGCGAAGGCGAAGAGAUGGAAGACCACGAAGAGCAAUACUGA